Molecule: messenger RNA, 2020 nt
Organism: Strigops habroptila (Kakapo)
Lineage: Eukaryota; Metazoa; Chordata; Aves; Psittaciformes; Psittacidae
Product: interleukin-2 receptor subunit alpha-like
Exons: 7
Coding region: 279-971 (230 amino acids)
Biological process (GO): inflammatory response
Molecular function (GO): interleukin-2 binding; interleukin-2 receptor activity
Source: RefSeq, a predicted model, not a curated record
CACGCACCACCACACUGAGCAUUAAGUUUGAUUUCCUGGAUUAAAGCUACUAAUACCUGAACAGAGAGCAGACUUUAUUGCCUCUUGCAGAGCCAGCCCGGCGAAAUGACGAUUUGCUGACCAAAGAGCAAAGUCCUUGCUGUGCACACAGGGUGAUGAUGCUCCCCACCGGUCUAACCAGGCAGUAGAAGGCUCCUUGGCUCGGCUGGCACCAGCCCAUCGCUUCUAAGAAACUUCACCAUCCUCAGUGUUGCGGAGAAAAGAUGUGAACAAGUCCCAUGGAGCUCUUGUGCCUUUUGAUGUGGCUCUUGUUUGGAUCCGUCAAGGGGAACAGGCCAGAAGCAUGCCCAACUCUUCCAACAACUGAAUUUGCUGAUGUUACUGCUGAAACGUAUCCACUGGGGACCAGACUGUAUUAUGAAUGUGACAGUGGCUACACCAGAAGAAGUGGGCAGUACUUGGGAAUUCGGUGUCAGAGUAUACAGCAGGUUGCUUCUUGGGUCUACAAGGAAUUUGAAUGCAUUGAUGAGAAAUUUUUGUUGUCAACGGCUCCCACAAUGGAGUUAGAUGUUACACAGAAGCCAGAAAGAGAAACACAGAAGAGCCCUGCACUCCAGAAGCAAGUAAACCUUUCAGAGUCUGACCAGAAAGAUUUCUGUGGUCCUCCCAAGACUAUUCCACAUGCCUCUUUAAGCCUGAGCAAACAGUAUUACGUGGGACAAGUAUUACAUUUCAAAUGCCAGAGUGGAUAUGAUAAGCGACCUCCCAUCUCUGGCACCCGUGAGUGCAAGAAGGUGAAUGGCAAGAUCAACUGGACCCCCCUUGACUUGCGAUGCACCAAUGACAGCAACGAGUGGCUGCCACAGACUGUUGAGCCAGGUUCGAAUCAUCCACCCUUUUCCUCAUCUGUGAUACUGCCAGUGACAGCUAUCUUUUUUGUUCUGCUUAUCAUUCCUGCUGUUUUCAUGUGACUCACCAAGCAGAGAAUACGAGUUCAGAUUGUGGAGUUCAGAUCCAAACUCAUGAAACUGAUGACUUGCCACAGAAGAAACCAGAUUGCACCAGCGACUCCAGGACCAGCAGUGGCAAAUGGGGAAGAAGCCUGGACAUUCAUAUUCCAACAUGUGAAGGAGGCAGAAGAUAUUACAGCUUAUUUCUUAUGGGGACAGAGGGACUUUACACCUACAGAGCACUGGUGGAGGGAGUGCACCCUAUCACUGACAGAUGGGGAAAGAGCCCUGCCUGAAACUGCUUCCCAAAACCACUCUCCUCCUCCUACCAUAUAGCAGAUGUGUUGCUAAUAUAACUGCAGCCUCUCCCAAGCGACCAGGCGUACAUAUGGACCACUCGCCCAAGCAUGUUAGAUGAUGGUACCAUCAGUACAGCCCACACACCACCUUCUCCACAAAGAGAGAUGCUGGAUACCUGGUGUCCCCCCAUCCCAUCCCAAUCCAGAUGGGUCAAACACAGUCACUCUUUUCUCCUUCUAUCACUGGAUAUCCUCUUGGAAAAGGCUAUUAAACCCAUUUACACUCUGCACAUAAGCUGAAAUUCUUACUGGACUGGAAAUUCUUACUGGCUACAUAUAUACACACAGAGGUAUAUAGCUAUAGGUAUAUAUACAGGCCAAAUGACUCAUGGUCUAAAGGUGCCUGAUUCUCUGCAUUGACUCUAAAUGAUGCCCAUAUUGAGUAGAUUAGCUAUAGAUUCUUACCUGGCAUAUGACAAAAGCAAAAUGGGAUGAAUCCUGUCCUUAUAAUUCAGGAGGCAUGAGUUCUUGCUGUAGUUUUCUAUUUUGUGAUAGAGUGUAUGUGUCGUUUUACAGGUUUGUAUUCCUGUUGAGUUAUUCUCCCUCCAAAGCCUUGAUAUUUAUACUUCCCAUGGCUUUUUUUAUUCCUGUUGGAAUAAGACUUACUUGUACUAUAUAUCUUUCUAAAGGUGGAUGUGUAAUGGUCUAUUACAUGCUGUUAUUUUGUAUGGGAGCAAACAACAAUCUGUAUUUACAUGAUAGACGAUAGGU